GGAGAAGAAAAAAAUUUAUUUUUAAUUUUACAGUUAAUAAUGUUGGAAUGUUCAAUGAAUAUCCUGAACGUUUUGAAAAGACUGAAGGUGGAAUAAAAAAAUUGGCGGAUAUGGCGCUAGUUAAUAUGUUGCCACAAACAAUUCUUUCACAUUAUAUUUUGCGACAAAUGAUCCCAAGAAAGAAGGGAAUUAUUGUUAAUAUUUCUUCGACAAUAAAUUAUUUUGAAUGGUAUUAUUUGGCUGUUUAUUCUGCUUCAAAGAGAUAUGCCCGAUGGCUUUCUGCAAUUUUACAAGCCGAAUACAAAGGUACAGGAAUUACAAUUCAAACUGUGUGCCCUGGCGUGGUAGCCACAAAUAUGACUAAAAACCCAAAACCUUCAUUCACUGAACCUACCCCACUUAAAUUUGUUGGUCAAGCAAUACACAGCAUUGGAUUAAUUAAAGAAACUACUGGGUGUUUUGCUCAUCAGCUUAAUGUUAGUUUUGACCAUUUUGACAUAUUUUUGGGGUUUCGACAUUUUGAAAUAUUUUUGGUUUUCGACAUUUUGAAAUAUUUUUGUGGUUUUCGACAUUUUGACAUAUUUUUGGCGUUUCGACAUUUUGUACCAUUUUUUGGGUUUUGA
This is a messenger RNA of Meloidogyne enterolobii, 623 nucleotides long. NCBI's taxonomy places the organism in Eukaryota, Metazoa, Nematoda, Chromadorea, Rhabditida, Meloidogynidae. The record is from the annotation of a GenBank genome assembly.